Messenger RNA from Megalobrama amblycephala (Wuchang bream), 3553 nucleotides. It is a transcript of the gene sema4d, whose product is annotated as sema domain, immunoglobulin domain (Ig), transmembrane domain (TM) and short cytoplasmic domain, (semaphorin) 4D. Bases 443 to 3142 code for a protein of 899 amino acids. Lineage: Eukaryota; Metazoa; Chordata; Actinopteri; Cypriniformes; Xenocyprididae. The transcript is spliced from 17 exons. Gene Ontology annotation, molecular function: chemorepellent activity; semaphorin receptor binding. Gene Ontology annotation, biological process: negative regulation of transcription by RNA polymerase II; neural crest cell migration; positive regulation of GTPase activity. The record is from RefSeq and is a predicted model, not a curated record.
ACAGAGGGUGGAUGUUGAGGUUAAACCGUCUUGAUUUGGGAGCUUUUUUUUUUGCAUGAUUUUUGACAUUCGGCACAUGCUUUUCUCAGAGAGAGAGAGGGAGAGAAAGGGGGAGGUUUGAACGUCUUCUCAUCUCCGUUCGCUCGUGUUCAGACCUCCACAGCCAGACAGAACCAUCAACCUUUAUGACACCCAGAAAAUUGCAGAUUUACUCUAAAUUAUACACACGUCUGAAAGGAAACAGACACGUAUGAGACCAGCAGACACUCUGAAAUGAUUCUCGCUUGGUUUUUUUGCAUCGUUGUGAAUUUUGUGGUUGUCUUCCCUGAGCUUCAGAGCGUCUGACCGGCACUUGAUCCGUGAAGAGCUCUCUGCUCCAUCUUCAGCUGCCUGAGACGUGAACCUCAGAAAGACUCUUUAAUGAAUCAGUAUUCGCCGCUCGAUGCCAUGGCGUUCAACCGGCGGAUUUUAUAAUUCUGAAGGACGGAUCUUCUGGUCUAGUCGAGUGUCGUGGAAGAGUUACAGAGGAAACAUCACGCUACCGAAGAUCCCGGAGUCCAACAUGGCUCUGAGCGUGUUAGGAGUGUUUCUAGGAUUACUUCUGGAAGUUUCUACACACGGCCCCUCCAGCGUUCCCAGGAGCUCAUGGAAGCAGGAUGAUGUGAACCUGCUUGAGUUCUGGGAGCCGGACGUGUUCAACUACACGACUCUCCUGCUGAGCGAGGACAGAGGUGUGCUGUACGUGGGCGCUCGAGAGGUCAUCUACCAACUCAACAUGACCAACGUGUCAAUCAAGAGCAACCAGCUGAUGUGGAAAGUUCCAGAGAACGACAUGUCAAUGUGUAUUUUAAAGGGCAAAUCUAAAGAGACGGACUGUCGAAACUACAUUCGAGUUUUGCAAGUCGUGGAUGAAGACAAUCUGUAUGUUUGCGGGACUCACGCGUUUCAGCCUCUCUGUGAUUAUCUGUCUCUGCAGAGUUUCAGUUUGCACAACAAACCAGAGGAUGGCAGGGGGAAAUGCUCCUUUGACCCGGCCCAAAGUUUCACUACUGUAAUGGUUGAUGGCGAGUUGUACUCGGGAACCGCUUAUAACUUCCUGGGCAGUGAGCCGAUCAUCUCUAGAUCUUCUCCGUCUCAGAGUUUACUGCGCACAGAGUAUUCCACGUCCUGGCUCAACGAGCCCAGUUUCGUCUUCGCCGAUGUGAUCCGAGAAGGGCAGAACAGCCUGGAUGGAGAUGACGAUAAGAUUUACUACUUCUUCACAGAGGUGUCGGUGGAGUACGAGUUCUUCGGCAAGCUGCUGAUCCCCAGGAUCGCACGAGUUUGUAAGGGUGAUCUGGGAGGCCAGCGGACCCUACAGAAGAAGUGGACGUCAUUUCUGAAGGCCAAACUGGUUUGCUCCAUGCCUGAGCUCAACUUUGUCUUCAAUGUGGUUCAUGACGUGUUCAUUCUGAAAGCCCCUCACUGGAGAGACACAGUCAUCUAUGGGGUCUUUACAUCUCAGUGGGGAAAUGUUGGUCUGUCCGCGGUGUGUGCCUAUAACAUGAGUUCUGUGCAUGAGGUCUUCUCCAAAGGGAAGUACAUGCAGAAGGCCACGGUGGAGCAGUCCCACACCAAGUGGGUUCGAUUUAAUGGGGUCCCCCCGAGUCCCAGACCCGGAGCGUGCAUCAACAACCUGAACCGCAUGCAGAACAUCAACUCGUCCCUCCAGCUGCCUGAUAAGACGCUGCAGUUUGUGAGGGACCAUCCGCUGCUGGAGGACCCGGUGCUGCCCAUCGGCAACGGCCCACGCCUCAUCACCAAAGACGUCAACUACACGCAGAUCGCCGUGGAGAGAGUCCAGGCCCUCGAUGGAAACAUCUACGAUGUGAUUUUCACUGCCACCGAUAAAGGCUUGCUGCACAAGUCUCUGGUGUUGGAGGGCGAGGUUCACACGGUGGAGGAAAUCCAGCUGCUGAAGAACCCCGAGCCAAUUAAAACACUUUUACUGUCCACACGAGCGGCCCAGUUCCUGUACGCUGGAUCUGACUCCGGUGUGGUUCAGUCUCCCACAGCGUUCUGUGAGAAGUACCUGUCCUGUGUGGACUGUGUUCUGGCUCGAGACCCGUACUGCGCCUGGGACGCACGCUCCACUUCCUGUAUUAAUAUUUUCCAGGAUGAUGCUAAAAAACGGAAGUUGAUUCAGAGCCUCAGAGGGGAUGCUGGGAUAUGCCCCCCAGUCGCUCCUCUUGCGGUGGAGGACUACCAGCAGGUGGCGGUAAAGCCGGGCGGCUCUGCUGACCUGCCGUGUCAGGUGCGGUCUAACCUGGCUCAGGUGGUGUGGAAACUCAACGGCCACUUUCUCACCGAAGCCUCGCGCUUCCUCCUGAUGGGAGAGAACGGGCUGCUGCUCUACAGCGUGACGGCGGAGGACGCGGGCCGCUACGAAUGCUGGUCCGUCGAAUCGGGCGCAGGAAAGAACUUCACCCGUCUGGUGGCCGGAUACGUCCUCCGACUGGACCUUCCCGAGAGCGUGCCUUCGAUAUCCGCUCGGCGUCCUCAGAGCGUGACCCGUGACCUGACCACGCCGGCGGAAGGUAAUAACGGUAACACCGCAGGACUAACGUCAGCGCGCACGGACGCUCCCUCACUAACAACCCCUCCAAACAAUGUCAUUAAACCCAAAUCCUACAUGCCUCCGGAGGUCAGCAACUUACCGACUCGCACCGAGACGCUCGAUCCUUCGGCCAAAUACAUCCAACACGACAACAGCAUAGCCCUGCUGUCGCUCUUCCUCCUCUUCUUCCUCCUCUUCCUCGCCGCUCUGGCGUACAACUGUUACAUGCAGUACCUGCCGGCGCCGUGUCUCCGCCUGCGCUCCGCGCUGCUCGGUUCAAACAAAAAGCCGCAGCCGGAGUACGUGGCCUGCGAGGCCGGCCUGAUGGAGACCGUGCAGGAAAAGACGGAUCCGGCUAAUCGGAACGGAGCGCAUCCGCUGCACGCGCUCAGAGACACCGGAUACGAGACGGAACCGGAAUGUGGGAACGGCAGAGUUCCGUCCAACAGCUACGAGGACGCGGACGAUAGUCCCUCUAAAGACCGCCCCUUCGACAUAGACUGCGCUUCGCAGACCAUUGAAUACGCAGACGCUGACACGCCUUAAUCAUUUUUGCAUGCACUCGCAGUAAAGAGCCGUUACUCGCCGCAGCUCUGCAAGAACGACAACUAAAUUCCAAAUAAGAUUCCAAAUUGGAAACAUUCUUUACCAAAUUGGUAAGUUUGCGUGAUGUUUUCCAAAUUGGACUUCCGAACUGUAUUUGAAUAUUUUUUGUGCAGUUUUUGGGGCGUUUAACAUUCACCCUCGGCUUGCACUUUCCUGCUCGGUGUUUUUGGCUUGUUUUCCAGUACAAAUGUCUAAAAAUCGGGAAUAUUAACUUUUAAUUAAGAAGAAAAAAGACUAAUUAAGAUAGAUUAAGAUAUUAUUUUGGGGUGAAAUGUCAAAUUUAAAGAAAUACAUUUUGCAUGAAAAGGACAAUUUGCAGGACCAUAUAUAUAUAUAUAUAUAUAUAUAUAU